GACCCUUAGAUCUGGGCCAGUCUAAAGAGGACAAAGUGGGAGGAACAUUCCCACACAAGGCUACCAUCACUGCAAAAAUCACCAAGUUCCCAAGGCACCCAUCCAGUCCAGCCCCAGUUUGGAAGGUGCAAAGCAGCAACUCAAGGAAUAUGCCUCCACUGUGCGGAGGGCAGUACAAUCUGGAAGCGUCAACCUGAAGGAUAGACUUACUAUCGAAUUACACCAGCCCAGAGUGGGAAGAGACAUCAGGGCUUCUCUGGGGAUCAUGCAGACUUGCUGAGAAGGGUGCACUGGUGGAAAUGUGCCCGGCAUCAAACCAAGAACUGGUUUCCCAUUGGGAGACCCAGAGGAGAAGUUCAUCUUAGUGAAGUAGAUGAAAGCUGCACACACCCCAACUGGACAAGCUUCACAUCUUGUGAGAACCUGCUUGGCCAACAACCUCAAUAAAGAGGCGGAUGGGCGUCAUGGGAUUGUCCGUGUAGAUCGCGUCCCCUUAGCUGCCAAGCUGGUGGACCUGCCCUGCAUCACCGAGAGCUUAAAAACCAUAGAUAAGAAAACAUUCUAUAAGACAGCGGAUAUUUGUCAGAUGCUCGUGUGUACUGUGGACGGUGAUCUCUACCCCCCUCUGGAAGAGCCAACUGUGAGUACUGACCCCAAGGCAAACAAGAAAAAGGACAAGGACAGAGAGAAGAAAUUCAUCUGGAACCAUGGCAUUACUCUUCCACUGAAGAAUGUAAGGAAGAGGCGGUUCAGGAAAACAGCUAAGAAGAAGGCCCAGUACAUUGAGUCUCCAGACGUGGAAAAGGAGGUGAAGCGUCUGCUGAGUACAGAUGCUGAAGCUGUCAGUGUCCGCUGGGAGGUCAUUGCUGAAGAUGAAACAAAGGAAGCAGACAACCAUGGUUCACUCACCGGCUUGGACAUCUCCUCUCCUGGGAUGUCUGGCCACAAGCAGGGCCAUGGCUCAUCGGAACAUGAUGAACUGCGGGAGAUAUUUAAUGACAUCAGCAGCAGCAGUGAAGAUGAAGAUGAGAGAGAUCAUCAUGACGAUGAAGAUUUGAACAUCAUGGACACAGAAGAAGACUUGGAGAGGCAACUGCAGGACAAACUGAAUGAAUCUGAUGGGCAGCAGCAGGAGAACGAGGGAACAAACCAGAUAGCCAUGGGGAUCCAAAAGCAGAUUGACAACCUGAAGGGUAAACUCCAGGAGACCCAGGAACGGAGAAAGCGCCAGGAAGAUCUCAUCAUGAAAGUAGAGAAUCUAGCCCUCAAGACCCGUCUCCAGGCUGUGCUGGAUGAAUUCAAACAGCAGGAAGACCGAGAGAAGCAGCAGCUCACCUCUCUGCAAGAACAACUGGAAUCCCUUAUGGAGAAGUGAGGAGGGCUUUUGAUCAGGGUGGGAGCUAUACCCUCCAAGCAGGCAUAGUGCUGAGAUGGACGCUUCACCCACGGGUUCUGGAGCCAUCCUCUGUGUUGAAGACCUGACGUUACUGGCAUGACCUCACUGCUGAUAAGCCUACUCCUGUUAAUGUUGGCACUCUGUAUUCUCCUGGACACUGUUUCUAGAGCUGCUGGCUGAUAUUCCUUGUGCUGGACAGUGCAGCCCAAACCAUUAACCUUUGAAGAAAGAAAGGCACUAACCUGCAGUUGGUUCUCUGAGAGCAGCAGAAACACAUGGCUAGUGGUUUAGCUGCACUGCUGGGGGAGAUCGUUCCUUGACUAGUUUGACCCAUCUUUCUCUCAGUGGAAAUCAUUCAUACCUUAGAACGCUCCUUCAAAGGCACUUUGCUUCCCGACAGGCUAAUCCACAGCACUGUUGCUCUGGGUCACCUUAGCUCAUGGUGCCAGAAAGCUGUGCUGAGCAAAGGGCAGGAAUUAACCCCCCAUGCACUGCGCAGGCCUGGAGGAGCAGAGCCAGGUCAGUGCAUCACCUGGUUGUUGCUAUCAUCUGAGCCUGCAAAGCAGCAUUCCCUGAGCGGGGCAUGUGCUUCCUUAACAGACUUUCUGAUGGGUCUGCAGUGUUGGGAGUUUGUGCCCAUGCUUGGGGAACAUCUGCAUGAACAAAACUGGAAUGAAUAAAGUGUAUGUGUUUCCAA
Messenger RNA from Terrapene triunguis (Three-toed box turtle), 2093 nucleotides. It is a transcript of the gene TAF7L, whose product is annotated as TATA-box binding protein associated factor 7 like. The transcript is spliced from 12 exons. The coding region runs from base 374 to 1375 and encodes 333 amino acids. The record is from RefSeq and is a predicted model, not a curated record. Gene Ontology annotation, molecular function: RNA polymerase II general transcription initiation factor activity. Gene Ontology annotation, biological process: transcription initiation at RNA polymerase II promoter; RNA polymerase II preinitiation complex assembly. Lineage: Eukaryota; Metazoa; Chordata; Testudines; Emydidae. Gene Ontology annotation, cellular component: transcription factor TFIID complex.